Molecule: messenger RNA, 4273 nt
Organism: Amphibalanus amphitrite
Lineage: Eukaryota; Metazoa; Arthropoda; Thecostraca; Balanomorpha; Balanidae
Product: DNA ligase 3-like
Exons: 2
Coding region: 386-3418 (1010 amino acids)
Biological process (GO): mitochondrial DNA repair; lagging strand elongation; DNA recombination
Cellular component (GO): DNA ligase III-XRCC1 complex
Molecular function (GO): ATP binding; oxidoreductase activity, acting on paired donors, with incorporation or reduction of molecular oxygen; monooxygenase activity
Source: RefSeq, a predicted model, not a curated record
AUUUUCAUGCAUGCAAUGUAGGAUCUCCAAUGUGACCAUGAAAGGCAAAUCUGUCCCUGCUAAUGCUGAUCCUGAUGUUGCAGGAACUCUAAAGCAACUAUUUCAUCAGAUCAGGGGAAUAUGUGGUGUGGUGAAGGAACUAUCCAAACAGAUCCAAUCCCUGACUUCUCUCCAAACAGGCCAGAGAUCUCUCGACACUCCUUCAGUGCAGGAUCGAGAGGCCCCCAUCCAGCCUCUCCCUCGCGCACCUCAGAUGGUACCCUCUUCCCAACCGCUCAAGACCAUACCCGAGUACAGGUUAUUUCUCGGAAAGCCAAUGAACUGAAGUGUUAAGGAGCUGAAGGCUGAAGAUACUCGUAUCACCAGAGGCAGAAGAUGAAGGCAGAUGCUGAGGGUAGGUUCAGUGGCAGCCUGUGAGCUUCCAAUUAAUGAUCCUCUUCUGCUGCACUGCUUUAUCUCGCCUGCAGUUGCACUGUCUGCUGUCUGGGGUCUGUUCAUGGUAAACCUAAACCUCUUUGGUAGAUUAUUAGCAUUGCCACUGAGAAAAUCCCUCAUCCCACAUAAGCCCUUUGUUUUACCUUCAGCAAGAGUUUUUCUCUUCCCUCCCUACUGGUGCCAUUUGCAUUCUCCCUUUGAAGCCCUUGGAAUCCCACUUGCCAUGUCGGACAAGAAGUUUUGCAUCGAGUAUGCAAAGCGAGGCACUGCUGGCUGCAAAAAGUGCAAGGAGAAGAUCGGAAAGGGACUAAUAAGGAUUGCAAAACUUGUCCCUAAUCCAUUCUCAGACUCGGGUGGUGAUAUGAAGCAGUGGUAUCACUCAGACUGCAUUUUUGAAACUUUUGCCCGAGCACGAGCGACUACGAAGGUCAUUGAAGAGCCAGAAGACCUGGAUGGCUGGGAUGAAAUUCAGCCAGAGGAUCGCAAGAAGCUGUUGGUGCUGAUUGCUAGUGUAGUGGACAGUCGCCAGUCGAAACCAUCGCCAUCCAAGAAAGUCAACAAGGCUAGUCAACAGUCAAAACCAUCACCAUCCAAGAAUGUCAAGCAGCAGCAGCUCGUUUCUGGUGCUGGGCCCUCGAAAGCUGGCCCUAGUUCUAACCAGACAAAGGAUGGUAGCGCCCCAACCUCUGCUGGUAACCGAGGCACUACUAAAUGCGAUACAUCUGAUCCCAGUCACAAAGACAACUCGUUCCGACAGUUUCGCCAGAUCUGCGCCAACGUUGCUGAUGAGGCAAGUUACAAAAGCAAGUCAGAGAUUAUCAACAAUUUCAUCACCAAUGGCACGGACGGCAGUGGCUUCCGUGGAAACCUUCUUCUAUGGACACGUUUGCUUCUUCCCGGCGUCGUGAAGAGGGUGUACAAUUUGCAGAGCAAACAGCUGGCGAAGUUGUUCAGUCAGAUAUUCGACGUCAGUCUUGAGGAGAUGAUUGAGGAUUUAGAGCAAGGGGAUGUCGCCGAAACAGUUCGGGUGUUCUUUGAACAGUCGAAAAGCGUUCUUCCGGCCAAAAAGUCCACUCUUUCGCUGCAGGACGUCGAUAAAUACCUUGACGAGCUGUCACAGCUUACGAAGGAGGAAGAACAGCAAAAUUUGCUGAAGAGGGUGGCAAAGAGAUGCACUGCAAACGACCUGAAGAUCUUUGUGCGCCUGAUCAAAGCAGACUUGCGGAUAAACGCUGGAGCGAAGCACAUCCUUGACGGCAUCCACCCGGACGCUUACGAGGCCUUCCAAGCGACCCGUGACCUACAGGAUGUGCUUGAGCGUGUGCAGGAGCAGCAGGCCUGCGGUCAGCCGGGCUCGCUCGACAUCGGCAUCUCAUUGAUGACGCCAGUGCUCCCAAUGCUGGCCGAACCCUGCAAAAGUGUUGAGUACGCCAUGAAAAAAUGUCCAAACGGUAUGCUUGCUGAGAUCAAGUACGACGGUGAACGUGUGCAACUUCACAAGCAAGGCGACACAUUUGCAUACUUCUCACGGUCCUUGAAGCCAGUUCUUGCUCACAAGGUGAAGCAGUUCAAGGAGUUUAUCCCGAAAGCCUUCCCACAUGGUGAGAACAUCAUCCUGGACGCGGAGGUAUUGCUGAUAGACACAAACACCGGAAAGCCACUGCCCUUCGGCACGCUUGGUGUACACAAGAAAUCUGCCUUCAAAGAUGCUAACGUCUGCUUGUUUGUGUUCGAUUGUCUCCACCUGAACGGCGAGAAUUUGAUGAAGAAAACGAUCUUGGAGCGUCGAAAAAUCCUUGAGAAGUACAUGACAGAGGUACCGAAUAGGGUCAUGUUCUCGGAACUGAAGCACAUCACAAAAGCACCAGACCUGUCGGAUAUGAUUGCAUCGGUCAUACGGCAGGGUCUAGAAGGCCUUGUCCUGAAGGACUUCGGUAGCAUCUACGAACCUGGAAAGCGCCAUUGGCUGAAAGUCAAGAAAGACUACCUGGGCGACGGACAGGCGGCCGACUCGGCUGACCUAGUGGUGCUUGGUGCCUGGUUCGGUACCGGCAACAAGGGCGGCAUGAUGUCUGUCUUUCUGAUGGGCUGCUUCGACGGCCGACGGUGGCGAACUGUCACAAAGGUGCACGGAGGCCACGACGACGCGACGCUCGACCGACUGCAGACGGAGCUCAAGAUGACCAAAAUCAGCAAGGACCCCAGCAAGGUGCCAAAGUGGCUGGAAUGCAGCAAGACGAUGAUCCCCGACUUUGUUGUGCAGGACCCGCAAAGCUCGCCCGUCUGGGAAGUGACUGGCGCCGAGUUCACAAAGAACAAUGUGCACACGGCACAUGGGAUAUCUAUCCGGUUCCCUCGCGUCACCAAGAUUCGUGACGACAAGAACUGGGAGACAGCCACCUCGCUGAAGGAGCUUCUCGUCUUGUAUGAAAACUCCAAGCAGGUGUUUGACGACGGGCAGUCAUCUUCGGCCCUGUCAUCUGCUCUCUCCUCGCCAAGCAAACAGUCAUCGGCACAGUCGUCACCCUCACGACAGACGACAACCAGCAGCAACGAAAGCUCACCCACCAAGCCAUCCGCGGCGGCAGAUCGGCCGACUCUGACCAAACGCUCGACACCGAACAGUGAAACAACGCCGUCCAAGCGACGCAAACUGAACGGUUCUUCGGACGGCGGUUCAGCUCCUGCGAAAACUGAGAGCGGCAGCGUAGUGGGCCUGCCGCCAGCCACGCUGCGCCCCGUGCUGGCCGUGCUAUCGCCCUCGCUGGAGGCGGACGACCGUCUGCGACGCUACAUCGUCGCGUACGACGGCGAGCUGCUACAGCCAGAGCAGCUGCAGCUGGCCACGCACUACGUGGCGGCGCCGGGUGAGCGCGUGCCGGGCCGCGUGCAGCGCAGCGCCGCCGCCGUCGUCACCGCCGACUGGGUGUGGGACGCCAUCAAGCUGGGCCGGCUGCCGCCCACCCGGCCCUACGCUCCAUAGAGGUGUCGGCUCUUAUUCGCGCUGCUUAACGCGAACAUUACCGGUCAAACGCGGUUAACUGGUGAUAUGCAAAUGGCCUGUGUUUGAAGUGGUUGUGAAUCGGACGCGCACCUGCUUUGAUGUUUGCAUUGCUUUCGUGAAUAUCACCAUCGACGCGCUCUGUUAGAACCAUGCCCAAGUGAGUGUUCGAAGGGCGAUAUUGUUAGGUUCUAGUCCAUUCUGGAGGUUGUCCUUGAUCUGGCAGCUGGUUUUUGUCGAGGCGUUGACCGUGCCAUAUGUUAGUCAUGGAUUCUGCACUUCAAGUGUCUGCUGUCACGAAAACACUUCUCUUUUUUACAUUCUUUUCUGGAUACCGUACUAUUCCACAUUGUACUGUGUGCGCUGGCGCUGUUUUGCGGUAUUUUGCCUUGCCUUGCGAUAUUGUCGAUAACGCAUAUAAAUUUUAUAUGAACACGGUACAUCAGAAACUGUUAAAAAUGUAGCCGUUGGGGAUUACUUUGGAACAUUUUGCCUUGGCUGAUGGGGAUGCGGAGGGAAAACGGAAUUCCAUUUCUAAAAUGAAAUAAAAAUGAUGUCUGUCCCUGCUUCGGCUGUCGUUUGCAUAUUCGUAGAAUUGAGUGAUCUUUUUGUCAUCUUAUGGGCGCAUAUGAUAGCGGUGCCAUGUUAUAGUACAUGUGACAUUUGCUUUCCUCUGGAUUCUUUGAAAAACCUCGUUCUCAUAGUGUUGUCGCUGCGUUGCAAUCUCAUUGUUCCUCGAGUGGUUGCGCUCAUGCGUUGUGAUAGGUGUUAACAGUUUUGUCGCUUUGUUUUGCACGGAUUUUCACUUGUAUGCCAAUAAAUGAAAUCAGCGCACUA